Triticum turgidum subsp. durum (durum wheat) is the source of this 2538-nucleotide messenger RNA. The record is from the annotation of a GenBank genome assembly. Lineage: Eukaryota; Viridiplantae; Streptophyta; Magnoliopsida; Poales; Poaceae.
AUGAGCGGCGGAGGAGGGGGAGGGAGGGGGCCGGCGGCGGGACCGGUGCCGGCGUCCGCGAGGAAGCUGGUGCAGGGGCUCAAGGAGAUCGUGAGCCGCUCCGACUCAGAGAUCUACGCGGCGCUGCGCGACUGCGGCAUGGACCCUGACGAGGCGGUCAGCCGCCUCCUCUCCCAAGAUACUUUUCAAGAGGUAAAGAACAAGCGCGACAAGAAAAAGGAGGUGAAUAAAGGUACACCUGAGCCAAGAUCCCGAGGAGCAAAUAACUCAAACAGUCGUGCUGCUAGAGUUGGCACAGAUCGUACUAACCGAAGCAGUUCAGUUCAGUCUGUAUCCGGCGGAGUUGAUAACGUGGCUUCAAGGUCAUCGAUAUUGGGACCUGGUGUUCCAUCAACCAAUUCCACUCAGAAGCCAACAGUUCCGAGUUCCUUUGCAAACAAGGACGUGGUUCCUGAUGGAUUAUGCGGAGCAUCACAAUCAUCGUCAGGAUUUCAGCAGAAUUGGUGUGGGGUGCCUGGUCAGAUGUCAAUGGCUGAUAUAGUUAAAAUGGGCAGACCUCAAGGAAGGUCUUCUAGCAAGUCUAUGGCUACGGCAGACAAAGCAUUUGCUGGUCAAAACCCAUCUUUGUCAAAUGAAACCAACCAUAACACAAAACAAUCCGCAAGCAGAGUCGCCCCGACAACAUUUGACCAAGGAUUUCCAGCUCUUCCAGAUCCCAUUCCUCAAGUUAUAAAUUCAAAUCACACUUCGGCAGACAGCCACCAAACACAUGAAAGUGUUUGGUUUCCACAGGAUGGACCACCAUCACAAAGUCAAUUCACAGCCCCUGAGCCAUCUGGUGGCCCAUUAUCAUUUGUGGCAUCAUUGGAGUCAUCAGUGCUGGUUGCUGAUGCCGUUAACUUGCAUGAGAAGUCUCACACAGAAGAUAACACUUCAAUUGUAAAGCAGACAGCAAUACCUUCUGAGAGACACUUGGAAGUUCUUCACGACCAAGUUCGAUUCGGUGAUGAAUUGUUGCAGAACUCAAGUACAUACCAAUCUCAAAUGCAUUCAUUUGCCGAUGAAGUUGAGGUUUCCAACGUUGAUGUGGACUCAGCUGCAACGAACUUUCAGCAUCUAAGCUUGCAAAACGAAGAUCUAGCAGCAGCUAAUUCUGCUGAUGAUAAUCCAGCGGUUAUAAUCCCCGAUCAUCUACAACUUGAAAAUACAGACUGCGCACAUCUGAGCUUUGGUAGUUUUGAAUCUGGUGCCUUCUCUGGGUUGCUUCCAUCCAAGGUCCCUAAAUAUAGUGUGGAAGAGGUGCCCAACUCAGAUGAAACUCCAGCAGUUGAUCAAAUAGAUGUCAGGAAUCAAGAUUAUUAUGACAAUGGUGCUCUACAGUCAUCAGCAAAUGAGGAUGUUGAAACCAGAAUAGGUACCAACAUUGAGAAUACUGAUGUCCCUUCAGUUUCGCAGCCUGAUAUACUGAUGCAAGGUGCUCUAGAUGUGUCUGGUCUUCAGUAUAACCCGCCAUCAGUUUCGGAUCAUGUGUAUCCGAACACAACACAGCCAAGUAUAAUGGAGAGCCAACAAGGAAACGCUCAAGCACAACAUCUUUCCCAUUUUUCAAGCUUGCUGGCACAGCAAGCUAACACUCUGCAAAGCAACUUCUUGGGGUCAAAUCUUACCCAGCACCGGGAUUUUGACUUUUCACCAUUUUUAUCAGCACAGUCAGCUAUGAAAUAUAACCCAGCUGUGCCAACUACCAGUUACCCAAUCUCCAUGCAGGAGAAUUUAAACCAAGGGGGGUUCUCCAACACUCAAUCUACACAAAAUCCUCCCAGUACGAGCAUUCCGUCAGGGCUACCUCAACCUCAGCAAUUAUCUUUACAUCCAUACUCUCAGCCAACUCUACCCCUGGGGCCUUUUGCCAGUUUAGUCGGCUAUCCAUACUUGCCUCAAAACUACUAUGUACCACCAACAGCCUUCCAGCAAGCGUAUUCAAGUAAUGGACCUUUCCAUCAAUCUGGUGGUGGUGGUGCUGCUGUGCCUGGAUCUGCUAUGAAAUACUCGAUGCCGCAGUACAAGAGUGGCCUUCCUGUCAUGAGCCCACCACAGCAUUCAUCAGCAGUCUCUGGUUAUGGAGGCUUUGGCAGCUCAAGUAAUAUACCGAAUUUUGGCCAAAACCAGAGUGCCUCCCCUGCCACGACUAUGGGGAUUGAUGAAGCUUUAAGUUCACAGUUGAAAGAGGCCAAUCACUACAUGGCCUUACAGCAGAGCGACAACUCAGCGAUGUGGCUUCAUGGAGCUGCUGGUUCAAGAGCUGUUUCAGCUGUUCCACCUGGUAACUUUUAUGGCUUCCAGGGCCAGAGCGCGCAGGGUGGCUUCCGUGAGGUGCAGCAGCCCUCUCAGUACGGUGGUCUUGGGUACCCGAGCUUUUACCAGUCGCAGAAUGGUAUGCAGCAGGAGCACCCGCAGAACCCUGCGGAGGGAAGCCUGAACAGCUCCCAGACUGCCCCGUCUCAGCCAUCACACCAGAUGUGGCAGCACAGCUACUAA